CUGUCAUGUGAUCAGCUGUGUCCAAUCACAGCUGAUCGCAUGGCACUGAUGAUCAGUGCCCUGAUGAUCAGUGUAGCCCCAUCAUUGCCACCUGUCAGUGCCCAUCAAUGCCACCUGCCAGUGCCCAUCAGUGUCACAUCAAUGCCACAUAUCAGAACCUACCAGAGCACAUCAAUGCCACAUAUCAGUGCCCAUCUGAGCUGCCUUUCAGUGCCAACUAUCAAUGCCAGUCAGUUCCGCCUAUCAGUGCUGCCAAACAAUGCCACCUAUCAGUGCCAGUGCCAGUCAGUGCCGCCUAUCAGUGCCAGUCAGUGCCGCCUAUCAGUGCUGCCUAUCAGUGCCAGUCAGUGUCGCCUAUCAGUG
Staurois parvus is the source of this 363-nucleotide messenger RNA. Lineage: Eukaryota; Metazoa; Chordata; Amphibia; Anura; Ranidae. The record is from the annotation of a GenBank genome assembly.